Messenger RNA from Funneliformis geosporum, 2244 nucleotides. NCBI's taxonomy places the organism in Eukaryota, Fungi, Glomeromycota, Glomeromycetes, Glomerales, Glomeraceae. The record is from the annotation of a GenBank genome assembly.
AUGGAAAAAAAAAUUAAGGAUUUAGAGCAAAGUAAAAAAAAAGUUGCCGAUGAAAAUCAAUUGCUACUCUCCUUUUUAUUGAAUGAAAUAGGAAGUAAUAAUUUAGAUAAAUUAAGAGAAUUAUUAGACGGACAGAAUCUUAUUGAGAUAUUAAUUGAAUUAGAUGAUCGAAGACAAGAAAUUCUAAACUUAACUUUUGAUUUAAAAAUAAAAAAAGAAGAAUUAUUAAAGUUAAGUUCUCAAUUCAACUUUUCAGAAAAAAAAUGUAAAUUGCGAGAAGAAGAAGACAAAAUCAAGCAAGAAACUAUUAAUGUUUUAGAGAAAAAGAUUAAAGAACAAGACAAAGAAAAUAAAGUCAAUCAAGGAAUAGUUAGCAAUUUAAAAAAAAAAACUAGAGAACGAGAAGAAGAAGCCAGACAAAAGCAUAGAACAAUUAGUCUUUUGGAAGAAACGAUUAAAGAGCGAGUAGAAGAAGCCAAAGCCAAGCAAGAAACUAUUAACGUUUUAGAGGAAAAGAUUAAAGCCAAUAAUGCAACGAUUUUUUGUUUAGAGGAAACGGUUAAAGCGCGAGAAAAUAAAUCUAAUACCAAUCAAGGAAUAAUUAACAAUUUAAAAAACAAAACUAGAGAACGAGAAGAAGAAGACAGACAAAAGCAUAGAACAAUUAGUCUUUUGGAAGAAACGAUUAAAGAGCGAGUAGAAGAAGCCAAAGUCAAUCAUGCAAGGAUUUGUUAUUUAGAGGAAAUGUUUAAAGCCAAUAAUGCAACGAUUUUUUAUUUAGGGGAAAUGGUUGACUCACGAGUAGAAGAAGUCAAAGCCAAUCAUGCAACGAUUUUUUGUUUAGAGGAAAUGGUUAAAGCGCGAAAAAAUAAAUCUAAUGUCAAUCAAGGAAUAAUUAACAAUUUAGAAAAAAAGGUUAAAGUUCUAGAAGAAGCAGCCAGAAAAAAGAAUAGAACAAUUUGUCUUUUGGAAGAAACGAUUAAAGAGCGUGAUGAAGUAGUCAAAGCCAAUACUUUACUAAUUUCAUGUUUAAAGAAAGAGGUUACAGCGCAUGAAAUAGAAAAAAAAGAAAACCAAAAAACUAUUAAUGAAUUAAAAGAACAAAUUAGUAAGCAAUCCGAAGACACUAUUGGUGAAAAGCAAAGUAAAAAAAAAGUUGACGAUGAAAAUCAAUUUCUACUCUCCUUUUUAUUGAAUGAAAUAGGAAGUAAUGAUUUAGAUAAAUUAAGAGAAUUAUUAGACGGACAGAAUCUUAUUGAGAUACUAGUUGAAUUAGAUGAUCGAAGACAAGAAAUUCGAAACUUAACUUUUGAUUUAAAAAUAAAAAGAGAAGAAUUAUUAAAGUUAAGUUCUCAAUUCAACUUUUCAGAAAAAAAAUGUAAAUUGCGAGAAGAAGAAGACAAAAUCAAGCAAGAAACUAUUAAUGUUUUAGAGAAAAAGAUUAAAGAACAAGACAAAGAAAAUAAAGUCAAUCAAGGAAUAGUUAGCAAUUUAAAAAAAAAAACUAGAGAACGAGAAGAAGAAGCCAGACAAAAGCAUAGAACAAUUAGUCUUUUGGAAGAAACGAUUAAAGAGCGAGUAGAAGAAGCCAAAGCCAAGCAAGAAACUAUUAACGGUUUAGAGGAAAAGAUUAAAGCCAAUAAUGCAAGGAUUUGUUAUUUAGAGGAAAUGGUUAAAGCCAAUAAUGCAACGAUUUUUUGUUUAGAGGAAACGGUUAAAGCGCGAGAAAAUAAAUCUAAUGUCAAUCAAGGAAUAAUUAACAAUUUAGAAAAAAAGGUUAGAGAACGAGACGAAGCAGCCAGAAAAAAGCAUAGAACAAUUAGUCUUUUGGAAGAAACGAUUAAAGAGCGAGAAGAAGUAGUUAAAUCCAAUAAUUUACUGAUUACUAAUUUAGAGAAAGAAGUUUCAGCGCAUGAAAUAGAAAAAAAAGCCAAACAAAUAACAAUUAGUAAUUUUGAAGAAAUUGUUAGAGAGCAGCAAGAAAUGUUUAGCGAAUUAAAAGAAAAGAUGGGAGAGCGGGAUGUAGAAAUCAAGAAAAACCAGAAAAUUAUUAAUGAAUUAAAAGAACAAAUUAGUAAGCAAUCCGAAGACACUAUUGGUGAAAAACGAAGCGACGAACGAACUUCUAGGGAGGAGGAAAACAGUACGGUACGAUCAAAAUUUGGACAAACUAUAACUUGUUUUUCUCGCUCUUUAACCUGUUCUUCUCGCACUUUAACCUUUUUUUCUGAAUGGUUUAAUUGA